Messenger RNA from Trichoderma aggressivum f. europaeum, 7734 nucleotides. RefSeq lists its product as uncharacterized. The record is from RefSeq and is a predicted model, not a curated record. Gene Ontology annotation, biological process: fatty acid biosynthetic process; secondary metabolite biosynthetic process. The coding region runs from base 1 to 7734 and encodes 2577 amino acids. The transcript is spliced from 6 exons. Lineage: Eukaryota; Fungi; Ascomycota; Sordariomycetes; Hypocreales; Hypocreaceae. Gene Ontology annotation, molecular function: 3-oxoacyl-[acyl-carrier-protein] synthase activity; fatty acid synthase activity; oxidoreductase activity.
AUGGAUGCUCCUCUUAAUGACGAUCCCGUUGUUAUCAUCGGCCUCUCAGUUCGCUUCCCUCAAGACGCUUCAAGCCCCAAAGGUCUAUGGGAAUUGUUAUGCGAUGGGCGCUCGGCUCUUACACCAACUCCCAAAAACCGAUAUAAUGUCGACGCAUUCUAUCACCCAAACGCCGAUCACGGCGGUACCGUGAACUUUCGAGGUGGUCAUUACCUACAGCAGGAUAUAUCAGCUUUUGAUGCCCCUUUCUUCUCAAUCUCCCCCGAUGAAGCAAAGACGAUGGAUCCGCAGCAGCGGUUGCUGCUCGAGGUCGUCUAUGAAGGCUUUGAGAAUGCGGGCAUUCCCAUGAGCAAGUAUGUGUCUUCGCGUACAGCGUGUUAUGUCGGCGCUUUUACUCGCGACUACGAAGGACUCUUGGGUCGAGACCCGGAGAAUCUUUCGGCAUAUCAGGCAACGGGCAAUGGAAUGGCGAUGCUUUCCAACAGAGUCAGCUGGUUUUAUGAUCUCAAGGGUCCCAGCAUGAGUCUCGAUACGGCGUGUUCGAGCAGCUUGACAGCUUUCCAUCUAGCUUGCCGAAGCCUGCAACAUGAGGAAGCAGAAAUGGCAGUCGUAGCAGGGUCCAAUCUCUUCUACAAUCCCGACCAGAUGGUUCCCUCAACAGCCAUGCGCUUCCUUUCCCCCGAUAGCAAGUGCUACUCUUUUGAUCACCGCGCAAAUGGCUACGCUCGAGGCGAAGGGCUUGGGGCGGUGAUUAUAAAAAGGCUCUCCGCUGCCAUCCGUGACGGCGACACAAUUCGCGCCGUGGUGCGAGGGACAGGCGUCAACCAAGAUGGUCGCACACCAGGCAUUACACUUCCAAGUCAAGAAGCGCAAAGGGCCUUGAUUAGAGAAACAUAUGCUAAAGCUGGGCUCGAGCUGGGGCAAACCAGAUACUUUGAAGCACAUGGUACAGGCACAGCGGCCGGUGACCCUCUGGAAGCUGGAGCCAUAGCAGCGACUUUUGCUGAGGCGAGAACAAAGGAUGACGGCGAACCACUCAUCGUCGGGGCAAUCAAAUCCAACAUCGGGCAUCUUGAAGGUUCAAGUGGUUUAGCUGGGCUGAUCAAGACCAUUAUGGUGUUGGAGACUGGCAAUAUCCCUCCUAACAUUUGGAUGGAGAAAAUCAACCCGAAGAUUCCAGCAAAGCAAUGGAAACUCAAGUUUCCCACGUCCAAUACCCCGUGGCCAUGCAGCGGAUUGAGGCGGGCCUCGAUCAAUUCUUUCGGCUACGGAGGCAGCAACUCUCAUGUCAUUCUUGACGAUGCAUACCACUAUCUGCAGCAGCACAGGCUCGAAUGUCGGCACAACACAGUUGCAAAUCCCGGUGGCCCAUUGAAUGGGAUCAACGGAACGCAUACAAACGGCGACUUGCACAAUGGCACUGCUGUGAAUGGUACGGACUUCUCCUCUGCGAACCUAUUCUUGUGGUCUGCCUCGGAUCAAAAGGGAAUAGAACGAGUGGUGAAGGAAUACUCGAAAUUCCUUCGGGACGACGCCGACAAACAACGAGAGACAUCGUUUCUGGAGAGGCUUGCCUACACCCUCUCUACCAAGAGAACAUCCCUGCCUUGGAAGUCUUUCGCGGUGGCAAGUUCAGUUGAUGAACUCGUCCAGGAAAUGGACAGCUCUCUACCAAAGCCCAUUCGCUCUAGUCAAGAGCCCAAUGUUGGAUUUAUAUUCACGGGCCAGGGAGCUGAGUGGCAAGGCAUGGGAAGAGCUCUGUACUCGAGAUAUCCCAUCUUUGCAGACAGCUUAAGGGCAGCUGAUGUUUACUUGCGAGAAUCUCUAGGCGCCACGUGGUUCCUGUUAGACACAUUCCUGGAUGACGAAAACACAACUAGGAUUCACGAUCCGGCCAUUAGCCAACCUCUUUCCACGGCUUUGCAAGUGGCGCUCGUGGCGCUGCUUUCGAGCUGGGGAUUGGCGCCGUCGAGGGUCGUCGGUCAUUCGUCUGGAGAGAUAGCUGCAGCGUUCUCAGCAGGCGUUAUCAGCAGAGAGUGUGCCUGGGGCAUAGCCUAUUACCGUGGUGAAGUGGUGUCUUCCGAGGGCAUAACAAACACUGGCGCAAUGAUGGCGGUCGGAGCAUCUGAACAAGUGACGCUUCAGUACAUCACAAGACUCGAAGAAAGCAACAAGAUACUCGUCGUCGCAUGCGUAAAUAGCCCUACCAAUGUCACGGUUUCGGGGGACGAGGACAUGGUUGACAAGCUGAAGCUUCUCCUCGAUGAAGAGGGCAUCUUCUCCCGCAAGCUUCAAGUCAAGGCUGCGUAUCACUCUCCAUACAUGAACAGAGCCGAAGAGGCAUACAGGGCCAAACUCGAAACCCUCGACUUUGCAUCGUCCGGCCAGGGGAACAAGAUCGACAUGUUUUCGUCGGUCACGGGGACCAUUGCCGACAAGGCGUCCGUUGCGACACCGGAUUACUGGGUGUCCAAUCUGGUCUCCCCAGUCCUGUUUCAUCACUCGUCUCGGGCCAUGUGCACGCAGCGGCCGACGAAGAAGGGAAUCACGAUUGGCAGCCAAGAUAGCCCCUUGGAUAUCCUCGUCGAGGUUGGGCCACACUCGGCGCUACAAGGACCGACGAAGCAGACAAUGGCUGCAGAGAGCAGCUGUAAGGGUAUGCAGUAUUUCUCGAUGCUAUCUCGGAGCAGGUCAGCGGUAGAAACUGCGUUGCAGUUGGCGGGAAACCUUUACAAGCACGGCUCGAAACUGGAUUUCCAAUUCAUCAACAAUCCUGGCUCUCAGGAAAUGCUUGUUGACUUACCAAGCUACGCGUGGAAUCAUGAGAACAAGUACUGGUGCGAGAGCCGUAUGAGCAAGGGGUUUCGGUUCCGAAAAUUCCCACGUCACGAUAUCCUUGGUGCGCCCGUCUCCGAUUGGAAUCCUCUCGAGCCUCAAUGGCGGAAUGUCCUCAGGGUCUCUGAGAAUCCUUGGCUUGUGGACCAUGUGAUAGCGGACGUGGUGCUUUAUCCAGCUGCGGCAUCUCUCGUCAUGGCCAUCGAAGCAUCGCGUCAACUUGCUGAUGUUACUCGGACAAUAUCUGGCUACCAGUUACGCGAGAUAACUCUUCAUCAAGCUCUGGCAAUACCUAAAACAGCCGACGGCGUGGAGACAAUGUUCUGUAUGCGGCCACACGGUGAUAACAGCUUCGGAGGCUCUGCUACAUGGAAUGAGUUCCACGUAUAUUCUUACAGCGAAGAAUAUGAAUGGCGUGAGCAUUGCCGUGGACUCGUCUCCGUUGAGUACGAGACCCAGCCGACGGAUUCCCUUGGUAAAGAAAGCGAAGCUGAAGCUGAGGCGCGGGAGCUCCGAGAGCUCGUCAAAGGCGCAGAGACUCGUUGCCAGAAAGAGCUGGGUCGGAAACAGAUGUACGAUCACUACGAAUCCAUUGGGCUGCAGUACGGUCCGACGUUCAGGGCGAUCCACAACAUCAGAUACACUGACAAAGACAAUGAAGCCAUUGGAAACAUUAAGAACCCAGAUUUAAAGGCAAUCAUGCCAAACGGGUACUUUCACCAGCCCGUGAUCCACCCAAUUACACUGGACAACUUACUGCAACUAUUGCUUCCUGCCAUGGGGCGUGGCAUUGCAAGUUUGGACGAGCCCAUCAUACCAACUCUCAUCGGGAAGCUUUGGGUCUCAGCUUCAAUAUCUACCGAGGCAGACUACAGCUUCGCGGGCUAUGGUAACGCAAGGUGGAUGAGUGCCCGAGAGGCCAGAGGCUGGGGUGUUCUCAUGGACGAAGCUCGCCAAUCGCCUCAGGUUAUCCUCAGAGACUCUGUCUCGAAAGUUGUGCACUCUGCGGACUUUUCCACGGCACCCCAAGCGACACAAAACAGACAAGUUGGUUCCUUCAACAUUGCAUGGCAGCCAGACGUAGACUUUGUUGACACGAAACAUCUUAUUCGACUGUCGGGAGACGCAGAACAGAAAGACUGGACAACUGAAACGCAUGACCUGGAGUUGUUGGGCAUCAGCUUCAUCAAGGAGGCGCUUGCCGCCUUGGAGCAGGACUCGAGCAUAAAUCUGCCGCCACACUUGGAGAAAUACGUCAGCUGGAUGAGAUUCCAGGUGGAGAGAUUUGGACAGGGUAAAGAGCAAGAGGUUGACCGAGCCGCACUAGAAGAAAAGGUUGAAGCGUCCUCAGUGGACGGUCAAGCCAUGACGAGGAUUGGUCGAAACCUGGGCCGGAUCCUGAAGCAAGAAACUGGUUUCCUGGAGCUGUUGGCCGAAGAUCAGCUUCUAGACCGGUUUUACGAGUUCGCCAUUGGUAGCGAGACACUUCAUCAACACCUUGCCACCUACUUGGACACGGCCGCCUUUAAGAAUCCAGACAUGAAUAUCCUCGAGAUUGGAGCUGGCACUGGCUCUGCCACCAAGACCAUCCUCAACGCACUUAGCAGCGACGGAAUGGUGAGGAUUGCCAGGUACAUGUACACGGAUAUAUCGGGCGGCUUCUUCGACAAGGCGAAAGAGAAGUUCCAAGACUGGAUCGACAUCAUGACAUACAAGACUCUCAACAUCGAGAACGACCCAGUGGAGCAAGGUUUUGAGCUCAACAAGUACGAUGUGGUUGUCGCGUCUCACGUUUUGCAUGCCACCGCGCGACUGGACGUCACAUUGGAAAACACCAAAAAGUUGCUGAAACCGGGCGGUAAGCUCAUCUUGGUGGAAAUCACGAACCAGGACCUCUUACGCUCGCCGUUUCUCUUCGGCCUGCUUCCAGGGUGGUGGCUGUCCAAAGAGAAGAACAGGAAAUGGGGACCGACCAUUACUGCGGACGAGUGGAAUAAUUUGCUCCAGCGCCACGGGUUUGAGGCCUGCGACCAUAUUAUCAAGGACAUGGAAGAUCCUAUUCUUCACCAGGCUAGUAUUCUGAUCAGUACCUAUAUGCCUGACAGUCAAGUCUCCGGAACAGAUGUCGUAGUGGUCACAUCCCCUGGCAACUCGCAGGAGGCCCUCGCAUCAGAAGUUCAAGAUAGGCUGCAGAAGCAGGGGCAAACAGUCACUAUCUUGCCUUUCACAUCGAUUAGGGAGCAUGACAUUGCUAGGAAACCAGUCAUAUGUGUUGCUGAGCUCCAUGACACCAUGCUUCAUAAGCUCAAAGAGGAUGAAUAUGCAGACCUGCAACACAUGAUUGCGGUUGCUUCAGCUAUAGUCUGGGUCACGAAAGGAGGCACCUUUGAGACGGAAAACCCGCUGUCUGCACUGUCAAAUGGCUUUGGACGCAAUGUCAGGGCUGAGCGCGAAGGGUACCGGUUUGUCAGGCUUGACUUGGAGGAGGAUGUGACCACGGAGUCGGCAGCGGAUUCAAUCACCAAAGUGUACAUACGCCUCUCAACGUCGCCUGCAAUCACCGAGAAUGAGUAUGCGGUCAAGGACGGAAACCUCUUCAUCUCCAGACUGGUUCACGACGAUCAAUUUGCUGAGACCUUCACCUCCUUGUACGCGAAGCCGGAGACUCAGCCUCUCCCAUUUAGCAAGGGUGACCGAGCUCUGAAAUUGGACAUUUCGUCUCCGGGAACACUGAGUACCUUUCACUUCAAAGACGAUGAUGUAUAUGGCUUUGAACUUGGCCCCAAUGAGAUAGAGGUCAAAGUCAAAGCUGUAGGACUCAACUUCAAGGACGUGAUGAUCGCGAUGGGCCAGCUUAGCGAUACUUGGCUGGGCAAUGAAUGCUCGGGUGUCAUAACCAGGGUUGGCAAAGAUGUGAGUGACUUCACGGUUGGAGAUAGGGUCUGCAGCGUCGGUGUUGGAACAUUCCGAACUUUCUACAGGGACGAUGCUCGCUUGUUCCAGAGGAUUCCGGAGCAUAUGAGCUUUGUGGAAGCCGCCGCAUUGCCGCUCGUCUACUGGACAGCGUACUACUCCCUAUUCGAGCUGGCUAGGUUGAAAAAGGGCGAGAGUGUGCUGAUCCACGCUGCCGCGGGAGGCGUUGGCCAAGCGGCCAUUGUGCUUUCUCAGCUCAUUGGCGCGGAAAUCUUUGUCACUGUCGGCACGGCGGAAAAGAAACAUUUCUUGAUGGAGACGUACAAUAUCAGAGAAGACCGCAUCUUCUCGAGUCGAGACCUUUCCUUUGCCAAAGGAGUCAUGCGAUUGACGAACCAACGUGGCGUUGACGUUCUUCUCAAUUCUCUAUCUGGAGAAGCACUUCGGCAGUCAUGGGAACUCAUGGCUCCAUCGGGUCGAUUCGUCGAGAUUGGCAGGCGAGAUAUUGAUCUGAACAGGCGUCUUGAGAUGAGUGUGUUCGCUAGAGGCGCUACCUUUUCAUCUGUCGCCGUGGUCCUCAAGGACAAUCGCGACAUGGUCGGUCGAAUCUUGAGAGAGAUUAUGGAUCUGGCAAAGGAGAAGAAGAUUUCUCCUGCAAAACCCUUGAAUCUCUUUUCAUAUUCGAAAAUGGAGGCGGCUUUCCGAUUCAUGCAGGCGGCCAAGCACAUCGGGAAGAUUAUCCUUGAACCUCAUGACGGCGACGUCGUACCGGCACUCCCUCCGAUGAAGAUACCACGAUACUUUGAUGAGAAUGCAUCCUACUUGAUCUCAGGUGGCCUUGGAGGCCUUGCUCGGAGCAUGGUGAGAUGGAUGGUUGACAAGAACUUGAAGAAUGUGAUUCUAUGCUCGCGAUCAGGACCAAACAGUGACAAGGGCAAAGCGAUGGCAAAGGAGCUGCGGGAGAGAGGCGUGAAUGCAGCUAUUUAUGCUUGUGAUGUGAGCAACGCCACUGAACUUGCUGCGGUGUUGGAGGAUUGCGCACGGAAGAUGCCACCAAUCAAAGGGUGCAUACAAUCAGCCAUGGUGUUACGAGACUCGACUUUCGAAAACAUGUCGUACGAUGACUUUAAAGAGCCCCUUCGCAGCAAAGUUCCAGGCACCUGGAAUCUCCACAGCAUGCUGCCGGACUCGCUAGAUUUCUUCGUCAUCCUGUCUUCCUCAUCUGGCAUCAACGGAACUCGUGGCCAGGCGAACUAUGCUGCAGGCAACACGUUCCAAGAUGCAGUGGCACACCAUCGAGUUAGCCAAGGUCAACACGCCAUCGCCAUCGACCUCGGGUUUGUCCUCUCUGUUGGAUACGUGGCCGAGGGUGGCAAUGCCGAGAUUGACAACAACCUAAGCGCAUGGGGAUUCAUGGGCAUUCGCGAAGAGGAGUUCCUCGCCAUCAUAGAGUACUGCGUCAACCCCAGCACACCUCGUCCGACUCCCAUAACGUGCCAAGUAGUCACCGGCAUCGAAAAUCCCGCCUUGAUGCGCGCCAAGGGUCUCGAGAAGCCGUACUACUUCAAGGAUCCGUUCUUCAGCCACCUUCAGAUCGCCAACAGGGAGGAGAACUCGGCUGCGCUGGGCGGCGACGACCAAGAGCGCGAACUGACUGCGCAGACCAUCGCCGCUCUACGCUCGGCGAAAUCUCUCGAUGAGGCGGCUGGACUGAUCCGGGUCGCUUUUGUGGCUAAGCUGUGCAAGGUUCUGAGCAUCAAUCCAGAUGAUCUUGAUGUGAACAAGCCGCUGUACACGUAUGGAGUGGACUCGCUGGUGGCGGUGGUGAUUAGGUAUUGGUUGUUCCGGGACUAUCACGCAGAUGUGCCGGUGUUUGACAUUAUGGGAGGAAGUACCAUUACGGGUUUGAGCUUGAAGAUUGCAGCCAAGACAAAGUUUGUGGACAAGUCUUUGAUCGAGUUGGAUGAACAAGAGGCGGAAGACUAG